GAGGCACAUGCAAGGCGAAACGGCUUAUUAGGCCACUGGGUGCGGGUGGACCAAUCGCCUCAGACGGCACAACUGCGCCUACAAUACUGCGCAGCUUGAACAACGACCGACCUUUCCACAAUCUCCUCCCAACUCGCGAACCUACAUAAUAGCCGAUGACCUGUUGAUCGACGAUUCUUGUUUCCUGUCCUGGGAUCGCCACGACUUAUCAACCUUCCCCCUUCGAACCGAGUUGGCUUGACCCCCGUCGCUGUCCGUCAUUGCCGUUCCGACCUUGCUCCCUCAAAAAAGUUCUCAACUCAAAUCUUGGAGACAGGGAACUGUUUUCGUACACUCAUUUCCUCACUCGAUCUUACACUCGCCACUGUCUACAUCCUGCUGAGAGAUGCGUCCCUCCAGGCUGACACUGUGAUACUGGCACUGGAUCGGUCGGCCAGGCGGCCUGACGGCGAAUUGGAGUGCUAAGAAUCAGCAUGACACGAAAUGGAUUGGAUAUUCACGGAGACACCACCCCGCCUCUUUCCCCCCUCCUCGCCGUACCUUCGACAGGCAUGGGGGGAGACCAGUCACUGCGAAUCCCCAAAAACAAGAGCACUGGGAAUCUACAGCCCGUCAAGUACGAUGCACCUACGUUUUCUCAGAGAACGCGGUUCUCCUUUGACGCGGGGACUACUCAAGAGAUGAACAACCUGAAAAGGGUUGCUCGUGUCGACCAUGAUGGCCUGGGUAGAUCUGGCCUUCGACGGAUCAGACGACAAGGGCCGUCGUUGCGGACGCCUACGCUGAUCUUGGAAGCUGGGGAGUUCGUUGCUCCUGUGCUUCAUCACUCCAAGACCGCGCCAAUAUCGGGCUCAUCCAGCAGGUCCGUCUCAACUGGCUAUAUGAUGAGCGGACCAUCCUCUCCUGUGAUAGAAGAUCUUCACCGAUUUCCGUCGGAAUCCCUCCACUCAUUCUCCUUCGCCAAACAGUCCGAGGAGAUCCUCCACAGCAGACAAAAUAUCCUCCAGAAGUCGAUUGAUUUCGUAAGGGACCGGUCGUCAUGGGCAGCAAACCCAGCACUGGCCCACGCGGAAGCACGAGUCAGUGGGGAUCCGGAGCUUCAGGGCAUGAUGGACCUGCUCAAGAAGGCCAAUAUCAUCCCCAUUGACACAAGCGGCAGCAGAUCCAAAGCGAUCGGGCUGGGCCCCCUCACCGGGCCAGCGCACGUCGACGGACGCAAUGUUUUCGAAAAGAGCUUCAGCCAGGAGUUAGACAACGCUCAACACGCGAUUGUGAACCCUGAUCCGGAGGAAGAAAUGCAAAAACGAAAGUAUUCCAUAGACGAUGACAUGUCGCCGAACGAGCCUGGUCUUGAAAUGCAGAUACCGCCAACCAGAUCAGAUUCCAUAGACGCACCACGCCGGACUGGGCUCAAGAGGACCUACACUGAUCUGCACUCUGUAUCUUUACAGCAGAAGCUGAUAGAAGCUCUCGCGCAGCCAUACUCGGCAGAUGACAACAAUGUCGUGCAGGGCGCCUCGUAUACAUCUUCAAUAACAGGCGUUCCUGCCACGCCAACCACUGGAAACGCCGCUUCCGUUCAUACCCAUAGCAGCAAGUGGUCGCCUGCGCACCAGGCUGUUUUCCGCACAACAGCAGACGCUCCUUGGACAAUUCUGGCAGCCAACGACCUGGCUUGCCUAAUUUUCGGAGUUACGCGAGCUGAACUCCGGUCUUUGAGUAUUCUUGGAAUCAUUCAGGAAGAAAGAAGGCACUGGUUGGAGACGAGGCUGUCGCGACCUGAAGAAGUUCGGGAACCGAAGUCCCCGCCUCCUCCGAAGAGUGAGGCGAGGAGUACUAGCCUCUCAUUGGUAGGGUCCAGAAGUGGUAUUACAGCUCGGUUACUUAGUAAAGCUCCCUCUCGAGCUAACAAAACUUCAGAAAGAGCAAGGACGGACGAUGGCUCUGGCGGCCACUACAGCCCCAAGCCUAAGAACCACCCGUCAAGCAAAUCUAGGGGCGUCCUCCUUUGCGGUGACAUCGUGCCCAUUCAAAGACGAGAUGGCAGCAAGGGUGCCGCCAGUUUCUGGGUCAUGGAAAAACGCGGUGGUCUUAUCUGGGUGAUUGAAGAGAUCACUGAAGAUGUCGCAUACCUCGAUAUUGACCACUCGGGAGAGGUGAAAAGCGCUCAUGGCGAGAUACUCGCCAUAUGGGGCCGAUCUGAACUGGACGGUACAACCCUCAAGUCUCUACUUCCAAAGUUCCCCUUGGAUGCACUGGACUCCCACGACAAACAUUACAUUGGAUAUUUCGCAGCGGAGACCGCUGAACAUGUCCAGGUACCAACCACGGUGGAAGUGUCACCUACAGGAGACCAGCUCCGAGUCUCCAGUCUACCUCACAUAGCCGGUGUUAUGGUGUUGGACCCAGAUACUCUCAAAAUCACGAGCUCGAACAGCAUAUUCUCGGCCGCGCUGUUUGGCUAUCCGAAACUCGAUGGCUUGCAUAUCGCCAAUCUGAUCCCCAGCUUCGAGGAUGUUUUGAACAUUUUAAAGCAGGACGAUGGCGUUGAUCUCGUGGAUGGGAUUGUCGUACCGGAACACAGCUUUCGCCGGGCGCGGACCAUUCUCUCGCUCCGAGAGGGCAAAGAAAAUCCUGCCCACAUAUUUCUACGGCCGUGCGGCGUCCCUGCCAAACACAGAGAUGGAUCGGAUAUCAUGGUCGAUAUUCAAAUGAGAGUCAUUCGCAGUGAGGCCGUCUUCCCCAUGUCAGACGAGGCAGUGAUUGAGGAAAAAGAUGAGCUCAGGGCAGAGUCAAAUGUUGCCGUGGCUGAGCUCGUCUACGCACUUUGGAUCAUCUACUCCCGCAAUAUCCAUGGUGUGGGAGUAGGCACAAGCGAUGACGAGCCCCUUACCCAUGAACGCUCUCUGUCGCCACCUUCGCAACCAGAACCACCACCAACGCUUCCUUCUCCACCCCCAGUACCUUCUGACAGAUCCGGAGACAGCUCCCAACUGUCGCUCGUGGCUGAUCAAUCCGAUGACACAGAGUCCGUCACAAUGGAUGAGCCGCUCGAACAUCCUCCCCCCCAUAUGACAUAUAUAUCCCACAAGAAAAAGACCAUUGAUGACUUUAUUAUCUUAGAGGAGAUGGGCUCUGGAGCGUAUGGUCAAGUAAAGCUCGUCAGGUAUAAGAAGGGCCAAUCAAGGAAGAUGGUUCUCAAGUAUGUGACCAAGAAGCGCAUCCUGGUUGACACCUGGACCAGAGACCGCAGAUUGGGUACCGUCCCGUUGGAGAUCCAUGUCCUAGACUAUCUCCGUCGAGACGGGCUCCGACAUCCCAAUAUCGUGGAGAUGAUUGACUUCUUCGAGGAUGACAUCAACUAUUACAUUGAAAUGCUACCCCAUGGUAUUCCGGGUAUGGAUCUAUUCGACUAUAUCGAGCUGAGGACGAAUAUGACCGAGGCCGAAAGUCGGAACAUCUUCCGCCAGGUUGUGGACGCCAUUCACCAUCUUCACACCAAGGCUCUUGUGGUGCAUCGAGACAUCAAGGACGAGAAUGUUGUUUUGGAUGGCGAAGGACGAAUCAAACUGAUUGACUUUGGCAGCGCGGCGUACAUCAAAAAUGGACCAUUCGACGUGUUCGUGGGAACUAUAGACUAUGCCGCUCCAGAAGUUCUUCACGGAAAGCCCUAUGGCGGCAAGGAGCAAGACGUAUGGGCAUUGGGCAUCUUGCUAUACACCAUUGCGUAUAAAGAAAAUCCUUUUUAUAAUUUAGACGAAAUCCUCGAUCACCCGCUGCGGGUGCCGUUCUUGCCAUUUUCUGAAGAGUGCCUAGAGCUCAUUCGCAAGAUGUUGGACCGAGACGUGGACAGACGUGUCACCAUUGAAGAAGUUCUUGACGAUCCUUGGCUUGAAGAAGAUGAUGAUGACUGAAAUGAUUGGCUGAUUUUGGGGGCUUUUAUGUGCUAUAUGUGCUAAAUGAACAGACUUACGGCCAAAAAGAAAAAAGAAUGGUUGCGAUGAAUCUUUGCUGGGGGAACAACUGCACUUUCGACAAGUUGGACCAGCGGUCUUUUGAAUGCUAAGAGUCUGAACGGGGCAGAUGUGCGAAUAUGGAUGAGCUUGCCGGGCACCAGCGACAAACCGCAGACAUCCCAAAGGGACGACAAUCGGAGUAGGGAAGCGCUCCUUUUCGCGGAGAGGUCACAGUUCGGUCGAGAACAGGCUCCCAGGACAAUGAAGCAUGGGGUAAGCAUGGCAUCCACUUGGAUACACCGGGCCAAGAACAUGCCUCGCAUGAGCGCAGCAACGGUCGGUUCUCAAUUUCGAGCUGUGGAGAGGUCUAUGCGGUCGACUCCCACCGUUCAGUCUGGAGGGUAGUUGUCCCUCGGCAGACGGAUAGUACCUUUUGAACUAAAGUUCCAAAUGUGAUGUGGAGCAUUUUCAAUUAUACCUAUUCUCCAG
This is a messenger RNA of Cladophialophora immunda, 4445 nucleotides long. RefSeq lists its product as uncharacterized. Bases 474 to 3914 code for a protein of 1146 amino acids. The transcript is spliced from 6 exons. Gene Ontology annotation, biological process: protein phosphorylation; negative regulation of glycogen biosynthetic process; intracellular signal transduction. Gene Ontology annotation, molecular function: ATP binding; protein serine/threonine kinase activity. The record is from RefSeq and is a predicted model, not a curated record. Gene Ontology annotation, cellular component: nucleus; cytoplasm; cytosol. NCBI's taxonomy places the organism in Eukaryota, Fungi, Ascomycota, Eurotiomycetes, Chaetothyriales, Herpotrichiellaceae.